Molecule: messenger RNA, 1968 nt
Organism: Oryzias melastigma (Indian medaka)
Lineage: Eukaryota; Metazoa; Chordata; Actinopteri; Beloniformes; Adrianichthyidae
Product: potassium channel subfamily K member 1
Exons: 3
Coding region: 127-1185 (352 amino acids)
Biological process (GO): stabilization of membrane potential; potassium ion transmembrane transport
Cellular component (GO): membrane
Molecular function (GO): potassium ion leak channel activity
Source: RefSeq, a predicted model, not a curated record
CUACCUGGUAAGGUAAGUCGCUGACGUCAUGACGCGCUUCCAAUGAGACGUGAGGAAUGAGGAAGACAACACAAAGAAGUAACUUUCUUAAAUGACGCUGUCCGAGCGCAGUAACUUGACUUCUCCAUGAAUAUGUGGCGCUCGGUGGAGAGCUGGUGCGCGCUCUGGAUCCACCGGCACCAGUCCACCAUCAACUUCGUGCUGCUGGUCGUGGCGUACAUCCUCUACCUGCUGAUCGGCGCCGGGAUCUUCUCUGCCGUCGAGCUGCCCUACGAAAAAGAGCUUCGAGAGGAGCUGAAGGCCAUCCGCCGGGACUUCCUCAAUAACCACACCUGCGUGUCCGACGCGCACCUGGACAAACUCCUGGCUCGCGCGCUGGAAGCCAGUAAUUAUGGAGUGUCCGUCCUUGGAAACGACACCGACCACAACUGGGGCUUUGUGUCUUCCUUGUUUUUCGCCAGCACCGUCCUGACCACCACAGGUUAUGGCCACACUGUUCCUCUCUCCGAUGAAGGGAAGGGUUUCUGCAUCUUCUACUCGCUCUUAGGGAUUCCCGUCACGCUCUUCUUCCUCUCCACCUGUGUGGAGAGACUUGUCAUGCUCCUGAGUCGACGCCCCGUCUCCUACUUCCAUCGGCGGUGGGCCAUGUCAAAGCCCAGGCUGGCUCUCCUCCACGCCACCGCUUUGGCAAUCAUCAUGGCGGUCAUUUUCCUCAUCAUCCCUUCGUGGAUUUUUCUCCACCUGGAGAAAAACUGGAACUUCCUCGAGUCGCUUUAUUUUUGUUUCAUCUCGCUGACGACUAUCGGCCUGGGGGAUUACGUUCCGGGGGAAACGCACAGCAAAGGGGCCAGUCCCCACCCACAACUGUACCGGCUGGCCAUCACAGUCUACUUGCUGCUGGGCCUGGUGUGCGUCCUGGUGGUGAUGGAGACGUUCUGCGAGCUUCCUCAGCUGAGACGCUUCAGGCAGAAGUUUUACCGGGAAAAUGUCCGAGACCUGGACUCUGAGACCACCAACAUCAUUGACCGCGAUCACAUGAGCGAGCAGCUGGCAGAGACUGCGGAUCACAUGUCACCGUCGGAUCCACAAACGGUCAUCACGUCCGUGUCCGAACAGGCGGAAACUAUGCGUCACAACGGCACCUCAAUCCCUUACAUCCCACCUUCAGCAUCAGCUGUGAACUGAGAGCUGACAUCAGCUCAGCCUAUAGGGGGAGUCUCUAGUACCUUUUAUUUUAAAGGAAUUGAUUUAUGAACUUCUCCGUCAGGCUUUGUUGCUCAGGAUGCACCACGUCUCUAAAUGUUAAGACCGUGUACUUAAGGGGAAGAAUUGAAUUGUUUAAAAAGCGAUUGCUCUCUGCCAACAGCAACACAGACAUGCGGUGUGAAAGCAGGAACCACCCACAAAUGAUCUGAGUGGCAUUGUUUUCCCUGCCGCUCUGCAGAUAUGGAUCUGACAGAAAGGAAGGGCCGGGCCCUCAAAAACGGAGGGAAGUUUCCAUUUCCUGACCCAGUCUUGGAGCUGAAACAGCUUGAACUUAUCUCUUUGCACAUAUCUAUAGCGGUAUUUGCAUCAGAAAUUUGCAUUCGAGGGAGAAAAUAAGUAGUGCUAACCCAUGAAGUGAAACAUUUUUUAUUGCAGAUAAUAUAUUUAUAUUUAAAAAGAAAAAAAACUUUGGGAGGUGUUACAUGUUUCUUGGUUUUCUUCAGGUCAUGAUGGGCUGAGUUGUUCAUGUCAUGUAGAAACUUCCCUCCAUUACCACUAGAGGGAGGUAUUUUCAUGUUACAAGUUGAGGCUUUGUUUUUGACAGUGUUACUGAUACUAUUCUAUGUAUAUUUUGUUGUUUAAUGUAUAGAUAUUGUAUUGUUGUCUACUUAUGUCAUUAAUAUUGACUGUCUUUAUUUUCAUUUCUGAAACAGAUGUUACAAAUGUUUAUAUCUAAAGACUAUAAAUGGGCUUCCAAAGGUU